UGGUGAUAAAACAUUCAUUCAUUUGCGCACCUGGCACUCCCCUUAGCGUUCCUAUUUUGUCAUGACUUCAAAACUUUUUUUUAUUUCGACCCUUUUCGCCUGCAGCUUUGUAUCUUGCGGGAAGAUCACGUUACCCCUGACCAAACUUUUAAGAAGAUCGAACCGUCCCUGUGAUCUCGAUGAAGACUGCACGACACCCAAUUCCUACUGUUAUGAAAGAUCAAUGUGCCUCUGCAGGGACACGUACAUCGCAGUGAACCAAAACAAAACUUCGUUCAUUUGUAUUCCAGCUGCUAAGCAAAUCGGCGAUCACUGCAUUUAUGACAUUCAGUGCGAAAAGACUCUCGGCACUCUUUCGAUCUGUUUGCCCAGAUCGUCGGAAAGCGUCGGAAAUUGCACAUGCCGUCAAGGGUCUCAUUUCAGAGAUAACAGAUGUUACAAAACAGCAAGGAUAGGAGAACCAUGUACGGUUCACAACAACUGCCACAUCAAAUCCAGUGAUAUUAAAGUCUACUGCACCAGCGGGUAUGGCAACAAGGGGGUCUGCGUAUGUCCUCCUGGCUUCCACUCGCUGGACAAUGGAACCGACUGUAUCGCUUCUUCCGAACUGGGCGGAGAAUGUAUUUCAGACGCUUCCUGUACAGCACUGAACACGAAAUGCCUAGCUAGAUGCGUCUGCAAGGAGAAGUACGUGUUGAACGCCGCGAAAAACCAAUGCCUCCCACAUUCUACGGGCUUGAACGGCUACUGUAGAGAAGACGUUCAGUGUUCCGCCAUCGUGAACGUCUCCAUAUGCCACCCGAUCAAAAAGAAAUGCGUCUGUAGCGAAAUGUGGUCACGGGAAAUAAACGGCACUUGCUUUCCCGUAUUAAAAUUGGACGAAGCCUGUAGUCACAAUCACGAAUGCCAUCCUGGAUCGGAGAAUGACACGAGCGUUGAAUGUUACAACGGCUACUGCCAGUGCGUGCACGGAGCGAUAAGAAAUGGAAACGAUUGCAUAUUACUAAGAUCUAUUAUUGGAGAUACAGGAGGCCGUUCCGUCGCUUCAACAUCAUUUUCUAAACAUCGUACGAUCCUCCCUGCGAUUCUUCCAAUUUUAUAUUUAUACUUUAGGUGAUGUUACGUCAAAUUAUUUAAAUAAAUUAAAAUUAAAUCAAAAUCGACAAUUCCAUUAUCUGCCUUUAAAUCUUAUUUAAAUUAAAAAUGUUACUUGUAAUCCGCAAUGCCGGUUGUAAAAUGUUGUAUUAUUACUGUGUAAUAAUGUAUAAAAUUUUAAUUUAAACAAAAUA
Cimex lectularius (bed bug) is the source of this 1289-nucleotide messenger RNA. Its product is annotated as prion-like-(Q/N-rich) domain-bearing protein 25. Bases 62 to 1117 code for a protein of 351 amino acids. The record is from RefSeq and is a predicted model, not a curated record. The transcript is spliced from 8 exons. NCBI's taxonomy places the organism in Eukaryota, Metazoa, Arthropoda, Insecta, Hemiptera, Cimicidae.